Messenger RNA from Staurois parvus, 316 nucleotides. The record is from the annotation of a GenBank genome assembly. Lineage: Eukaryota; Metazoa; Chordata; Amphibia; Anura; Ranidae.
CACUGACUGGCACUGUUAGGCGGCACUGAUUGGCAUUGAUAGGUGGCACUGAUAGGCGGCACUGAUUGGCAUUGAUAGGUGGCACUGAUGGGUGACACUGAAAGGCAGCUCAGAUGGGCACUUAUAUAUUGCAUUGUUGUAGCACUGAUGAGCACUGACACAAGGCACUGGUGGACACUGAUAGGUGGCACUGCUGGGGCUACACUGAUCAUCAGGGCACACUGAUCAUCAGUGCCCUGAUGAUCACUGUCAGCGUGACAGCUCGAGAGGAGAGAAAUACCGAUAAGCGGCAUUUCCCUGUUUACACGUAUCACAG